This is a messenger RNA of Cricetulus griseus (Chinese hamster), 3829 nucleotides long. The record is from RefSeq and is a predicted model, not a curated record. Lineage: Eukaryota; Metazoa; Chordata; Mammalia; Rodentia; Cricetidae.
GUCUGAGGUCUGGCAAACUCGGGGAACAGUGUGAAGCAGUUGUCCGCUUUCCUAGGCUCUUCCAGAAGUACCCAUUCCCUAUUCUCAUCAACUCAGCAUUCCUCAAGUUAGCUGAUGUUUUCAGAGUCGGAAACAACUUCCUGAGACUGUGUGUUCUCAAAGUGACCCAGCAAAGUGAGAAGCACCUGGAGAAGAUUCUAAACGUGGACGAAUUUGUGAAGAGGGUGUUCUCAGUGAUUCACAGUAAUGACCCUGUGGCAAGAGCUAUCACUCUUCGCAUGUUGGGAAGUCUGGCGUCAAUCAUCCCUGAGAGGAAGAAUGCCCAUCACAGUAUCCGACAGAGUUUGGAUUCCCACGAUAACGUAGAAGUGGAAGCUGCUGUUUUUGCAGCUGCGAACUUCUCUGCACAGUCGAAGGAUUUUGCUGUAGGAAUAUGUAACAAAAUCAGUGAAAUGAUUCAAGGCUUGGCCACCCCAGUGGACCUGAAACUGCAGCUCAUCCCCAUUCUGCAACACAUGCACCAUGACGCCAUCCUGGCCUCCAGUGCUCGCCAGCUCUUACAGCAGCUGGUCACAUCCUACCCCUCCACCAGAAUGGUCAUUGUGUCUCUGCACACCUUCACUCUGCUGGCAGCCUCCUCUCUGGUUGACACACCCAAACAGAUCCAGCUGCUGCUGCAGUAUUUGAAGAGUGACCCCAGGAGAGCAGUGAAGAGGCUCGCUGUUCAGGAUCUGAAGCUGCUUGCCAGUAAGACACCACACACCUGGAGUAAGGAGAAUAUGCAGGCGCUCUGUGAAUGUGCCCUCCAGACUCCUUACGACAGCUUGAAACUAGGGAUGCUGUCUGUCCUGUCCACGCUGUCAGGCACCAUCGCCAUCAAACAUUACUUCAGUGCAGCUCCAGGAAAUGUAGGUUCUUCCCCCAGAUCCUCAGAUUUAGUCAAAUUAGCCCAAGAGUGCUGUUACCAUAGCAACAGGGGCAUCGCAGCUCAUGGCGUAAGAGUGCUAACUAACAUAACUGUGUCUUGUCAAGAAAAAGAUCUCUUGUCAUUGGAACAAGAUGCUGUCUUUGGCCUGGAAUCCCUUCUGGUGCUUUGUAGUCAAGAUGACAGUCCAGGUGCUCAAUCCACUGUGAAGAUUGCUCUCAACUGCAUGGUGAAGCUGGCCAAGGGCAGGCCCCAUUUGAGCCGGUCAGUGGUUGACACUCUUCUGACUCAGCUGCACAGCUCUCAGGACACAGCCCGGGUCCUCAUGUGCCACUGCCUGGCAGCCAUUGCCAUGCAGCUGCCAGUACUGGGUGAUGGGAUGCUUGGUGACCUUGUGGAGCUGUACAAGGUGAUUGGACGAUCAGCCACGGACAAGCAACAGGAACUUCUGGUGAGCUUGGCUACUGUGAUUUUUGUGGCCAGCCAGAAAGCCCUGUCUUCGGAAGUAAAGGCUGUAAUCAAGCAGCAGCUUGACAGCGUCUCCAGUGGCUGGACUGUGUACCGGAUCGCCAGGCAGGCUUCCAGGAUGGGCAACCAUGACAUGGCCCGAGAGCUGUACCAGAGUUUGCUGACUCAGGUGGCUUCAGAGCACUUCUACUUCUGGCUGAAUAGUCUGAAGGAGUUCUCUCACGCCGAGCAGUGUCUGACUGGGCUGCAGGAGGAGAGCUUCAGUUCAGCACUUUCUUGCAUUGCUGAGUCUUUGAAAUUCUACCACAAGGGGAUCGCCUCCUUAACAGCUGCCAGCACGCCACUGAAUCCUUUAAGUUUUCAGUGUGAGUUUGUAAAACUCAGGAUUGAUCUUCUCCAAGCCUUCUCGCAACUUAUUUGUACUUGUAACAGCCUAAAGACAAGCCCUCCCCCUGCAAUCGCCACCACAAUUGCCAUGACCUUAGGAAAUGAUCUUCAGAGAUGUGGCCGAAUCUCCAAUCAGAUGAAGCAAUCCAUGGAAGAAUUCCGAAGCCUUGCUUCCCGGUACCGAGACCUCUAUCAGACAUCCUUUGACGCCGACUCAGCAACUCUGAGGAACGUGGAACUACAGCAGCAGAGCUGCUUAUUGAUAGCCCAUGCCAUAGAAGCCCUGGUCUUGGACCCAGAGUCAGCAAGCUUCCAGGAGUAUGGCUCCACGGGAACUGCUCACGCUGACAGUGAGUAUGAGAGAAGAAUGAUGGCCGUGUACAGCCAUGUCCUAGAAGAGGUGGAGUCGCUCAACCGGAAAUACGCCCCUGUUUCCUACAUGCACACGGCAUGCCUCUGCAAUGCCAUCAUCGCCUUGCUGAAAGUUCCUCUUUCGUUUCAGAGAUACUUUUUCCAGAAACUGCAGUCUACCAGCAUCAAGCUUGCUCUGUCGCCGUCUCCCCGGAACCCAGCAGAGCCCAUUGCUGUACAGAAUAACCAGCAGCUGGCCUUGAAGGUAGAAGGUGUUGUUCAGCAUGGCUCUAAACCAGGACUCUUCCGAAGAAUUCAGUCUGUGUGUCUGAGUGUUUCUUCCACACUGCAGAGUAAAUCCAGCCAAGAUUUCAAGAUUCCCAUUGAUAGCAUAACCAAUGAGAUGGAGCAGAGGGUUGAGCCGCACAAUGAUUACUUCAGCACCCAGUUUCUGUUGAACUUUGCUGUCCUUGGAACACACAGCAUUACAGUGGAGUCGUCAGUGAGAGAUGCCAAUGGCAUCGUGUGGAAAACUGGCCCCAGAACUACCAUGUUUGUCAAAUCCCUGGAGGACCCCUAUUCCCAGCAAAUUCGCCUACAGCAGCAGCAAGCCCAGCAGCCUUUACAGCCGCAGCCACAGCCGCAGCCUCGAAGUGCCUACACCAGGUUUUAAGUGUGCUACAAGCACACUGCACAUUCCCACACUACACAGCCAUCAGACUGCGAGAAGAUUCUGUAUCUCCGUGUGUGUGUUAAGUAAAUGUCAGUGUGAGAUCCGUCACUCACUAGUAUCUGUAAUGUGGCAUUCUGGAGAUUGUUUUAAAAAAUUACCUGACUCUCAGCCAGAAGAUUACACCUUUUUCAUUUCUUAAACCUAGCCUUCUGCCUCACACUUAACAUUUUAGUUGUAUUCUUUCUGGUUGGUAAGCUUUUCUGCCAAUAGUCACAGAUCAUUGGCAGAUAGGACUGUGUCUCUACCAGAAUUAUUGUGCUGACCAGCUCAGACCUGGAGUUCUGAGGUAGGCAGUGGGAAGUCCUGUCCAGUGCAUGCAGAGUUCAUCCAAGGCUGGAAAAUGAGGCCUUCGAAGGGACUAGAAAAUCUGUGGACUGUAGGAGCCUGUGGUCCACAGUUCCAGCAUCCUAUUGCAUUGUUACCACCUCUUGUCUGUCUCCUGCACUAAAGCAGUGUUAGUUUAUUGAUUUGGUCUUUAAUCGAUCUAAAAUUUAAUUUCUAUUUAGCAUCUAACAGCUAUAUAGAAAAGUUGGAAAUGAAUAGUGUGUUUGUUUUUUGUGUGAUGUGUAACUAUAAUGUAGACUUUUUACAUUGUUUCUAGAAGUGAAAGUGGCUCACAUAUAAUGUCUUUGUCUUUGAUUUAAAGGAUAUAUUGUUCCUUCUGAACAAGGUAUGGACUCUGUGUGGCCAGGAUGCUCAGGGAACAGAGAUUUACUGUUAGCCAGAAAAGCCCUAUUCUGUUUCAGUCCUGAUUGAAAACUAUGACAACAUGCUUUACCUUUAUACCAGGUAUGGCUUAACUGUCCUUUCUGUAAUUGCUCAGUGCUUGGAGACUACAGUUAGGAGACAGGGUGACCUGGGCACUGCUGUUAGCAGUGUGUGAGGUCAGUGGGUAGGGUGCAAUGCAGCUACUGAGGGCAUGAGCCCUGGAUUUCCCUAUGUAAAUAAAUCUCCUAAUAAGAAGA